AUGUUGUCAGCAUCAUCAUUCUCGGCAUCACAACCCAAUGAUGAACAACAACAACAACAACAGCGGCAACAAUCAUCUGCGAUUGUCAUCAGCAUACGAUCAACGGAUAACAACGGUAGCAACCGCAGCAAUAACAAUAACAACAGCAGCAACAAUAACAACACUAAUGGUACCAAUAAUAAUGGUACCAUUAGUACCAGUAAUUAUACUCAGGUUAUUAAGCCAACAUGUGAAGCAUUCCAGGAAUUAAGUGAACGAUGGCCACCACCACCACCACCACCACCGCCACCACCACCACCACUACCACCACCGUCAUUAUCACUACCACCGACGGCAACUAUGCCGCAAUCGGUAUUACAACCUUAUCAACCGCAUUCUGUAACUGCUACACCAUUUCAGUUGUUAUUCCCACCACCUCAGCCAGACUGGACCACCUACCAUGAGCAUCAUCAGCAUCAUAUUCAACAGCAAUUGUUGCAGCAACAACAACAGCAACAACAACAACAACAACAACACCAUCACCAGCAAUUAUCAUUAAUGUCUAUUCCACAAGUUAUCCCGUCACAUCUUGCAAAUACCGGUGUAAUGGAAAUGAAACACGAACCGGAACGCCCGGAUGUUAUUCAACGUCUUUCCGCUGCCGCACCUUCAUCGUGGCCUUAUGCAUUUGCCCAGGAAGAUUUACCCCUUUCAUCAUCGCAACUUGCUGAUGAAACAGACUCUACUUGUUCUGAAGAUUUGGAAGCAUUUGCAAAAACGUUUAAACAACGUCGUAUUAAACUGGGUUAUACGCAAGCUGAUGUUGGUUUAGCGCUUGGCACUCUAUAUGGUAACGUAUUCAGCCAAACUACCAUUUGUCGUUUUGAAGCAUUGCAAUUAAGCUUUAAAAAUAUGUGUAAACUAAAACCAUUACUGUACAAAUGGCUUGAAGAAGCUGAUUCUACUAGUUCCUCACCCAAUAGCGCCUUUGAAAAAAUGACAGGACAGGGUGGUCGGAAGAGGAAAAAGCGAACAUCAAUUGAAGUACAGGUGAAAAGUCGCUUGGAAUAUCAUUUUCAGAAAAAUCCUAAACCAAAUGCCCAAGAAAUUGCUCAGGUUGCAAUGGAACUACAAUUGGAAAAAGAAGUGGUCCGAGUAUGGUUUUGCAAUCGAAGACAAAAAGAGAAACGAAUGACACCUCAAUAUGGUCAGGAACUUUUAUUAAAUCCUAAUAAUUAUCCACCGGAUACUUUUGUUUACACAUAG
Messenger RNA from Brugia malayi, 1245 nucleotides. RefSeq names its product Homeobox protein ceh-6, putative (gene Bma-ceh-6). The transcript has a single exon. Gene Ontology annotation, molecular function: DNA-binding transcription factor activity, RNA polymerase II-specific; RNA polymerase II cis-regulatory region sequence-specific DNA binding. NCBI's taxonomy places the organism in Eukaryota, Metazoa, Nematoda, Chromadorea, Rhabditida, Onchocercidae. Bases 1 to 1245 code for a protein of 414 amino acids. Gene Ontology annotation, biological process: regulation of transcription by RNA polymerase II. The record is from RefSeq and is a predicted model, not a curated record.